Messenger RNA from Saccostrea echinata, 1433 nucleotides. RefSeq names its product alpha-tocopherol transfer protein-like. Gene Ontology annotation, cellular component: membrane. The coding region runs from base 82 to 1026 and encodes 314 amino acids. The record is from RefSeq and is a predicted model, not a curated record. The transcript is spliced from 8 exons. Lineage: Eukaryota; Metazoa; Mollusca; Bivalvia; Ostreida; Ostreidae. Gene Ontology annotation, molecular function: phosphatidylinositol bisphosphate binding.
AAUCAACAUCCGCUUUUGGUUUGUCGAGUUGUAACGCUGAGCCAAACGUGAAAACUUCUUCGAAGUGACUGUAAAGAUAUAAUGGCAGAGGAAGGAAGGAAUUCGUCUUCCAGUGGUUACCAGUGUACACUCUCCCCAGAACUAAUACAGAAGGCAGAAAAGGAGUUAAAUGAGAAGGCGGAAUGGAGAAAUCGAGAUAUCCAAGCUCUCAGAGACAUGGUGAAUAAAAAUAAAGAGCUUCAAAUUCGGACAGAUGAUGUUUUCUUGCUACGCUUUCUGAGAGCCAAAAAGUUUGACUAUGACAGAGCAUAUAACCUCAUCCUUACACAUUUCCAAAUGAAGAAGGAAAAUCCAAAGUUGUUUGAAAAUCUCCGACCAUCAGCAGUGAAGCAUGUUUUAGAGGCUGGAGUAACGGGGGUGCUCCCUCAUCGAGACAAGGAGGGGAGACGUGUUAUUAUAUUUAGACCUGGUAGAUGGGAUCCAAGUCGGUUUCCUGUGGAUGAUGUAUUUCGGACAAACUUUAUGACAAUAUCAAAGAUUAUACAGGAUGAAGCAACCCAAGUCAAUGGAAUAAUCAUGGUUAUGGAUUUGGAUGGUGUUGGAUGGGCUCAUGCUAGAAAUAUUUCUCCAUUUUAUGCAAAACGUAUCAUGUCUUUGCUGCAGGAUGCCUUUCCUGCAAGAUUCAAAGGAAUUCAUUACUUAAAUGAACCAGCAGUAUUUGAUUAUAUAUUUGCAAUAGUUAAGCAGUUCAUGAAAGAAAAGACAGUUAAUCGACUUCAUUUCCAUGGGAAAAAUGUACAGGAAUUGACAGAUUAUAUUGAUCCUGAAUAUUUACCGGAGGAGUAUGGUGGAAAAGCACCUCCAUACUCAAAUAAGGAAUGGAUGGAAGAGCUCUUAAAAUGUGAUGCAGAAUUUGAUGAAGAGGCAAAAUAUGGGUUUGUUUCUGGCUCUACAAUAGAUCAGAAACUCGGCCAAGAUGCCAUGGAGUGUGUAAUGGGAAGUUAUAGAAAACUCAGUGUUGAUUAAAGUUACCAUUCCACAUGCUAUGAUGAUAUCAGUGUGAUAUGCACAUACAUUUAUUUAUUUAUUUGAAGUUGUUAGGUGUGUACAUUUUGUUUUAUUUACUGGGUUAGUCUUAUACAAUUGUUAAAAUUGUUAAAAUACAUUUAAAAUUUAUGUGGAAAUUUUAUUUGGUGGACAGUAGUGAUUGGAGGUGGGUAUAGACACACUUGGGACUGGGAGCAUUAUUUACACUUAACAUAGCAGGGAUCCUAUUCAUUUUUGUGUCCUUGUUUUGCUACAAAUUUUUGAUUGAUUAAUCAAGAGUUUUAUUUAAUGUAAUCAAAUUUAAACACCAGUGUUUGGGGUUUUUUUUUGUGUUUUAUCUUAUUUUCAAAAUAUUUUGACUUCUAAUUCAUUUUUUCUUUCUGAAU